CCCAGCCCAGCUCUUGUUUUUUCCCCUCAAGACUAUAUCAAUUCACAUAGGUAUUUUUACUCACAAUGUACGGCGGCGGCUACGGACAACAGUCAUACUUUGACCAGCAGAUGCAGCGGAUGAUGGAGCAGAAGCAGCUCAAGGACUUUAUGCGCAUGUACUCGAAUCUCGUGUCGCGGUGCUUCGACGACUGCGUGGUGGACUUUACGUCGAACAAGCUGAACGACAAGGAGCUGACGUGCGUCAACCGCUGCACGCUGAAGAACAUGAAGCUGAACGAGCGGAUCGGCCAGCGGUUCGCCGAGGAGAACGCCAAGCUGAUGGAGGACCAGGCGCGUAUGGGCCAGUGAAGGAUUUUGAGUAGAUAAUGGCCAAUUAAAAAUCUGCGCUUUCAAAAAUAUCACAUUUUCCACUA
This is a messenger RNA of Linderina pennispora, 415 nucleotides long. RefSeq names its product mitochondrial import inner membrane translocase subunit TIM9. The record is from RefSeq and is a predicted model, not a curated record. The transcript has a single exon. NCBI's taxonomy places the organism in Eukaryota, Fungi, Kickxellomycota, Kickxellomycetes, Kickxellales, Kickxellaceae. The coding region runs from base 66 to 350 and encodes 94 amino acids.